Molecule: messenger RNA, 1509 nt
Organism: Humulus lupulus (European hop)
Lineage: Eukaryota; Viridiplantae; Streptophyta; Magnoliopsida; Rosales; Cannabaceae
Exons: 5
Coding region: 1-1509 (502 amino acids)
Source: RefSeq, a predicted model, not a curated record
AUGUGCAUGAAGAAUGAAUUCACAUUUCUUUCUAUGUUGAUUCCUGGACCAAAACAACCCGGGAAUGACAUAGAUGUUUAUUUGGAGCCCUUAAUGGAUGAGUUACUAGAAUUAUGGAAUGGUGUGUAUACAUAUUAUGCUUCUACAAAGAAGUUUUUUAAUUUAAAGGCCAUGUUGUUAUGGACCAUAAAUGAUUUUCCAGCUUAUGGGAACUUAGUUGGAUGUGCGACUAAAGGGAAGUAUGGUUGUCCUAUAUGUGGAGAGAACUCAAAUGUUGUUUGGUUGAAGAAUAGUAAGAAGAUGUCUUUUUGCAAUCAUAUUCGAUUUCUUCCACUACAUCACCCAUAUCGAAAGAAGAAAUAUACAGCUGCUAGGGCAAGGGAAAGAGCACCACAAUGUCCAACUAUAUUAACAAGUGUUGAAGUAGCUGAGCAGUUAAGUGAAUUCACUAAUGAUUUUGGCAAGGGUAGAAAGAGGGGUCAUGGAAAAUCUAAAGAUCAUUGCAACUCGAGAUUAGAUUUGACAAAGAUAGGCAUUAUGACUCAUCUCCACCCAUAUGAAGAAGAAGGAAUUACUCGUCUUCCUACUGCAGCUUACACUUUAUCAAAAUCAGAUAAGAAGUUGUUUUGUAAGAGACUAUUUGACUUGAAAUUGCCUUAUGGAUAUAGUUCUAAGAUUAGAAUUUGUGUAGAUAUGGAGAAACAUAAGCUAACAGGACUUAAAUCUCAUGACUAUCAUGUGAUUAUGAAACAAUUGUUAGUUAUUUCUAUAAGGGGUUUAAUGGAGGAAGGUUGCAGAGAGACAAUCCUUCGACUUUGUAGGUUUUUCCAUGAAUUGUGUCAACUUGUGGUUGAUAAGGAGGAGAUUAUAAAAUUGGAAUUAGAAUCUGCAGAAAUUUUCUACAAACUAGAAGAGUAUUUCCCACCUUCUUUCUUUGAUCCAAUGAUUCACUUGGUUGUCCAUUUAGCGCGAGAAGUUAGACUUUGUGGUCCAGAUAAUGAUAAUCAAGAUAGUACUAAAAUUGAAGAAAAUCCACUAUCAGCUGGAGAAUGCUUUGAACUUGACCAAGGGGAUAUAGCAAUAGCCCACCGGUUUGUGUUAUUCAACUCAGAUAUUGUAGCACCAUUUCUCAAUAUCCAUAUGGAUGAGCUAAAAGAAAUGCACAAAAGCUUGAAGGAUAAUCAAACUUUGCUAUGGAAUCGACAUUCUGAAGGGUUCCCCUUAUGGUUUUAUGAUAAGAUUUCUAAAUCUAACAAAGUAGAAGACAUGUUAGCUCAAUUGGCUGAUGGCCCAAGUCAUAGUGUCAUUUCCUAUAAAGGUUACAUGAUUAAUGGAACUCAGUUUCAUAAAAGAGGUGCUGGAAAAACUACUCAAAACAGUGGUGUAUACUUGGAAUCACAUGGUAGUGGGCAGUUGAAUGAUACAGAAGAGUAUUUUGGAGUUAUCAAGGAUAUAAUAAUGCUUGAUUAUCAUACUUCUAAGGAAGAUAAGGAUAUGAUGCAUUUAUGA